Lasiodiplodia theobromae is the source of this 3591-nucleotide messenger RNA. Its product is annotated as Helicase. The record is from RefSeq and is a predicted model, not a curated record. Gene Ontology annotation, biological process: maturation of SSU-rRNA from tricistronic rRNA transcript (SSU-rRNA, 5.8S rRNA, LSU-rRNA). Lineage: Eukaryota; Fungi; Ascomycota; Dothideomycetes; Botryosphaeriales; Botryosphaeriaceae. The transcript is spliced from 3 exons. The coding region runs from base 1 to 3591 and encodes 1196 amino acids. Gene Ontology annotation, molecular function: ATP binding; RNA binding. Gene Ontology annotation, cellular component: intracellular anatomical structure; nucleolus.
AUGGGCAAAUUCGUACCCCGCCAGCGGAAGCACAAGCAUCGUGUGCGCGAGGAGGAAGAGCGCCAGAAAGCCGCCGCCAAGGUCGGUGUCGCAUCUGCCGGCGAUGUGAACGCAGAUGUUAUCUUGCCAGCCGGCAAGGCGGAAAGGGAAGAGAAGAGGAAAAUGAUGAGGGAUGAAUUGCGCGCACAGCAGCCGCAGAGCAAGAUCAGCAAAAAGAAGCAGAAGAGGAUGGACAAGUACAUUGAUACCAAGCUCAAGAGGGAGGAGAACCUCGAACUCAUGAAGAAACUCGCUACACUGAAGACGGACACCAGCCUUUUGCAGAGUGCGAAACAACUUAGCCACACCAGAAAAUCGAGACAAGAAAUUCUUGCCCGGGCCGUACAGGAGAAGGAAGCUGGCAUUGACGUCGAAAAGAACGAGACCAUCCUCAAGGACGUAUCGAGACCGGAGAAGAAGGACCUGGGAUACCAUACCGAUUCGGACGAAGAGGAAGAUGAGCAGGUCGAGACCACUGGGAAGAAGGCAAGAAAUGGAACUGGCGCAGCUCCUGAGUCUAAAGAAGAGGAGGUCAAAGACGAGAAACCUGCGGCGCCUGCAGUAGCUUUCGGAAGCGGACUGAAAAGACCGCUUGAGCUGGAUGAGGAUGGAAGACCGGUGAUCAAAAAGAGGAAGAGGGCAGCGAAGCCAGCUCUAAAAUUCACGGCGCCACAACCGGAACCGGAAUGGGAGGGAUUCAGCUCAGAGGGGGAAGGCUCUGCCGACGAUGAUGAUGGCAGCAGUGCUAGCGGUUGGAGUGCGGUAUCGGAUGAAGAGGAGGGUUCGGAGGAAGAUGGUUCGGAGGAGGGAUCAGACGAGGAGGAAGAUGAGGAUGAGAGUUCGGAUGAGGAGGACCCAGAUGAGUCUAUGGAAGAAUCUGAUGGCGCGAAGAAGCAGGAGAAAAAAGAAAGGUCAUCCGCUUUCAAAGCCUGGGCAACAGCAGAAAGGAACAAGACGGUCGGAUACACCCCCUCGACUAAUAUCGAAGCGCUUCCUCAAUUAGCAGCAAAACCGGCAAACUUCCAACCCCGAGCCCCUGAAGAGGAUCCUCUACCACCGGAACUUGCGACAAAGACCGCCACUGAUGCUUGGAGGAAAGCGUACAGCGUGACUGUAGAGCGCCCAGAAGAUGUCCAGGACGCGCGGCUGAAGCUUCCUGUUGUGGCCGAGGAACAAAAGAUCAUGGAGGCAAUUCACAAUAAUGACGUUGUUGUGGUCUGGGGGGCGACAGGUAGCGGUAAAACCACUCAAGUGCCCCAGUUCUUGUUCGAAGCCGGAUAUGGAGAUCCGAAGGGCCCUACUCCUGGCCUAAUCGGUGUUACACAACCUCGACGAGUUGCAGCGGUCAGCAUGGCCAACCGUGUGGGAGUUGAACUCGGGAAUUCAGGAAAAAGAGUUGGCUACCAGAUUCGUUUCGAUGCAUCGACUGGGGACGAUACGGCCAUCAAGUUCAUGACGGAUGGUAUCUUACUCCGCGAGAUUGCUCAAGACAUCUCCUUGCCAGGUUACUCCGCCAUUGUCAUCGAUGAAGCACACGAGCGCAGCGUCAACACUGACAUCCUUAUUGGAAUGAUGAGCCGCAUUGUCGAUUUGAGACGCAACCUCAUGAAGGAAGAUCCCAAAGUAAAGCCCCUCAAGCUCAUCAUCAUGUCGGCCACUCUCCGCAUUUCCGAUUUUACCGAAAACACCCGUCUCUUCAGAUAUGGCUCGCCUCCAUUGCUCAAAGCAGAAGGAAGGCAGUACCCGGUCACAGUCCAUUUUGCUAGACGGACCAGGAUGGACUAUGUGGAGGAGGCGUUCCAGAAGAUCAAGCGUGGUCAUAGGAAACUUCCUCCUGGUGGAAUGCUUGUAUUCAUGACCGGUCAGAAUGAGAUCACUACCCUUGCGAAGCGGUUGAAGCAAGCAUUCCCGUCGACACAAGGAGCAGAUGUCAAGCAGCCACCGGUCCGUAUCUCGGCCGCUGACGCUCCGCUUGAGGCGGAAGACCUUGAGAUUGGCGAUGACAAGAACCCUGACGACUAUGAUGAUGGAUCUGAUGCGGAGUCAGAGAUCCAUGGUCUCGAUGACGAUGACGACAAGGAGUUCGAUAUCGCAGAAGAGGGUGAGGAGACGCCAACACUGAAAGUGCACGUACUUCCGCUGUCCAAGGAGAAAAAAUACGACCAGACUACCGGCGUCCAGAGCUUUGAGAUUGGAUGGAUCAGCAAAGCUAGCGCAGAGCAGCGCGCUGGUCGUGCUGGUCGUACUGGACCGGGUCACUGCUACAGAUUCUACUCUUCUGCCGUGUACGAGAGAGACUUCCAGCAGUAUGCGGAGCCGGAAAUCCUGCGGACGCCUAUUGAGGGUUUGGUCCUUCAGCUUAAGAGUAUGGGAAUCCACAAGGUGGUCAAUUACCCAUUCCCCACAGCUCCGGACCGGCAGCAGCUCGCAAAAGCAGAGAAGCUCCUACAGUACCUCGGCGCUAUCGACGGGGACGGGAAGAUCACCCCUCAAGGUCGGCAGCUCUCUGUUUACCCUCUCACUCCUCGCUUUUCACGCAUGUUGGUGAUUGGCCAGAACCAUGGUCUAGCUGCAUACAUCAUUGCAUUGGUUUCUGCUCUUGCGGUUCCGGACGUUUUUAUUCCGGAGAACAUGCUCAAUCUUGGGUCGGAACCAGACGAUGAGGAUCACAUCAGAAGUCAUGCAGACAAUGUGGAGCAGGAUGCGAAGGACAAGCGGCGGAGAUCAUACAACGCGGCCCAUGCAAGCCUAUCCUCGCUCGACCGCACCAGCGAUGCCGCAAAACUUCUUGCCGCUCUCUGUGCCUUCGCCGCUGAGCGUAAAAGGGCACCGGAGGACUUUGCCUCGGACAUGUUCUUGCGGCUCAAGGCUCUCCAAGAAGCCACCCAGCUCCGCCAGCAGCUCACGAACAUCGUCCGCAAGGAGAACCCUCGCUGCGGCAUCACCAGCUACGAGCCUGUCCUGGCGCCGCCUAACAAGGACCAAGUGGCCAAGCUCAACUACAUCGUCGCCGCAGGCUUCGUCGACCAGGUCGCCCAGCGCGCCGACCUCUGCCCGAACGCGACGGACCUCCCCGCCCGCAAGCCCAAGCGCGCCACCGACGUGCCCUACGUCACCCUCUUCCCCAGCCACGACCGCUACUCGGGCGAGGAGAACCCGUUCGUCUACAUCCACGCCUCCUCCGUCCUCGCCCACCAGUCCGUCAAGGCCCUCCCGCAGUACAUCGUCUACUCGCACCUGCAGCGCGCCGCGCCGUCGUCGGUCGGCGCCGCCACCGCGCCCAAGAUCCGCAUGCACCCGCUCUGCGCCGUCACCGGCGCGCAGCUCACGGCCCUCGCCAAGGGCACCCCGCUGCUGCAGUGGGGCAAGCCGAUCGGCAAGAUCGUCGAUAAGGGCCGUGACGAGAAGGGGAAGGAGCAGCGUGAGUGCUAUGUCGUGCCGAGUUUGGUAGGCGAGAAGGGUGGGCUGGGCUGGCCGUUGCCGGCGAAGAGGGUUAUGCAGAGGAAGGAGGGGGGUGGGAAGGGGUGGGUUAUUGGGGAUGUGUUGGCAUAG